This is a messenger RNA of Miscanthus lutarioriparius, 924 nucleotides long. Lineage: Eukaryota; Viridiplantae; Streptophyta; Magnoliopsida; Poales; Poaceae. The record is from the annotation of a GenBank genome assembly.
AUGAAGCAUGGCGCCAAUUGCGGUUCGACUUGGACAAGGACCGGCAGGAGCUCAACGUCGCUAGCAAGAAGAUUGGAAAGCUCAGGACAGGCAGAGGAGGAGGCGCAGAAGCUCAUGGAUGGCACGAACGAGAGCAAGAAGUGUCAGGCUGCCAUGGAAGCCGAGGAGCGGGAGGCAAAGGCCAAGCUUGAAGCCAAGCUCAUGACUAUUGGCAACAUCUUGCAUGAAUCUGUGCCCGUUAGCGACGACGAGGCCAACAAUGUUCUCGUGCGUGGAUUUGGAGAGAGGAGGGUGGGUGGAAAACUCAUGAACCACGUGGAUCUUUGCAUAGCAACUGACAUUGUCGAGUUUAAGAAGGGUGUUGCAGCUUCAGGUGGAAGGGGCUUCUAUUUGUUAGAGGAAGGUGCCCUCCUGAAUGAGGCACUGCAAAGAUUCUGCAUAGCUUUCCUGAGAAAACGAGGCUAUAAGGCGAUCCGUACUCCACAUAUCAUGACGAAGGAAGCCAUGGGAAAAUGUGCUCAGCUAUCACAAUACGACGAGGAGCUUUACAAAGUGGAAGGAGAAGGGAAGUUCUUUAUCGCCACGGCGGAACAACCAUUGGCCGUCCUUCAUCAAGGUGAGCAGUUUCAUCCUGAUCAGUUGCCAAUUAGGUACGUUGGCUUCUCAACGUGCUUUCGGAAAGAAGCUGGUUCACACGAGUUCGAAAAGGUUGAACAGUUCUGCAUCACAAGCCCAGAUGGCAAUGAUUCAUGGGAAAUGCACGAAGAGAUGAUAGCAGGCCAUGUUGUCAGUGUUGUAUCAGGUGCUCUUAACAACUCCGCGGCGAAGAAGUAUGACCUACAGGGAACUAGUGUCAUGCUCAAAUUGUACAGACUAUCAAGCAAGGAGGCUCGGAAUGACCUAUGGCCAGAGAAAGCAUGGUGA